Molecule: messenger RNA, 3754 nt
Organism: Dicrocoelium dendriticum
Lineage: Eukaryota; Metazoa; Platyhelminthes; Trematoda; Plagiorchiida; Dicrocoeliidae
Source: the annotation of a GenBank genome assembly
ACUUCCGCUGUCCGCUCAGACAGCCUAACCAACUGGACUAUUGAUUACAUGACCCACACAUGUGCCACGGUUGUUUGUCAUUCUAUACGUGCGUACCCAUGUGUGUUUACACAUACCUAGACACGUAGUUGUUCUAAUCUGCGCAGCCUAUGAGUGGAGAGCUGUAGACCGGUUCCGGUACGUAACUGGUUUCUUGGGCCGUAUACUUUACUCCGUAUGUGGCACGUAAACACGGUGUAAUUAUUGGCUAUGUAUGAACCAGUCGGUUUAGGCACGGCUUCAAACUAUUGACAAGCAAGACAGACAGACACAAAGUCCAAGAACAUCUCCGCUACUGUGAUAAGUCCAACAAAGCGAGAAGAGUGGAUCCUUAGUUUCAAUUCGCCAUGCUCUUGUUAUUUAAUCAGACAUUUGACUUCCGUAUGUGAAGCAGCCACCGUAGUAGGUGCUGUGAGCUUACUAUUAUGCUUCCUUCUGCCGGGUCAGUGGAAGGAAGUGGAAUACGUCACUAAUGCCGCGUGGACGGAGACCCAGUGAUUUAUUUAUUCAACUACAGAUGACCCAGAACAAUAUAUCGCCUCAUACAUUCUCCCCCGAAGUCACGAGACGAUUAUCAACAAAUGUACAUUCCAAACAGUUCAGUAAAUCGAUAUCAUCCAGCGUCUGCAACUCUGAAGACUCGGGGUUAGAUCGAACACUGAAUCUAACACCAUCUUCCCCUCUACCAGCAGACAGCGAUUCUGAGGAUAGCAAUUUUUUGGAAGACUUCAACUCACUAAGCAACAGCGUACGACAAGUUCAGCUGGACCGGUCGCCAGAUGUCCAAACCUAUCGGGAUCUGCCUCCUUAUAAUGUUUGUACUGUGGCACAGGCAGUGCAACAUUCACCAUCAGGGUGCUGUGAAGCAGCAACUCGAGAUGUGCAUCACUCUAACAGACGGUGCAAAUCACAAACUAGAGAGCAGCAAAAUGACAAUCGAUUCCAUGUGCUAUCAUUUAAGCAAGUUACACGGUUAUAUAGCCUAUUGAAUGAAUCGAUACCUAUUCAUAGCCGAUUUCCUGGAUUUCCAACCGUCUGGGUCCGCCCAAGUGCACUGUUUCAUGCUGUUCAAGAGAAUUUGAAGAAUUCUGGGGUUCCUGUGCGAAACAUCCGUUUAAAUGGCGGCGCUGCCUCAUACGUAAUCGGUAAUGAAUCGUCGAUUGAAUUCAACGAUAUCGAUGUCCUUAUCUCUGUCGAUUUAAGUUCCCACACUUCUAUCAGCCAACGAGUAAAAUCUUCCGUUUUGGACGCACUUAUGCAAUUUUUACCAGAAGGACAAAAAAACCCAGUCAUCAACCCUUGUGUUGUUGAUAAUGACAAAGGAGACCCAAAGCAACUCACGCAUUUAUGUUCACCUUCUCUGAUGGGCCAGGGUACGAUUUUGCGUCCAUAUUCUUCCUCGUAUGUGAUUGCGACAAAUUUUUGCAGAGCUUUUACUGAAAAUUCACAAACGUCUCUGACCCAAGAACAAAAGUAUUUGAUUGAGCACAGUUUUAAACAGGCGGAUAGUGCUAUCAACAGUUCAUGUUCUCUUCAACCAAUGAGGCUGUUUGACAUACCAAUUGUAUCUACCAGUGAGCCGUCACAAUCCCCGAACAUUUUACCUGGACAGGGUGUACAUCUAUCUACAGCUGCUUCACCUUCCUCGCUUGUCCAAACUCCGUGCUCAAUGAAUCUAAGUAAAUAUGCACCAUUGCCGGGAUCCGCUAGCAACCAAAAUAUCCUGUCAAAUGACAUAUAUCUACGGGAAUCUUACAUAUUUAAGCAAUUCCGCAAAUUCAGCCCUCAGGAUUCAGACUGCUGGUCAUUGCUUUCAAUCGGCGUGCCAUCGAAUCAGUCAAAGGUUGUUGAAUUCAAAUUUGUCGACCGUAUGAGACGCCAGUUUGAGUUUACCGUGGACAGCUUCCAGAUACACCUUGAUUCCAUUCUUUCCUAUAUAUAUCAGAACCCCGACGCAGAACUCACACCGAAUUCUUAUCCCACAGUUGUGGUAGAGUCAGUUGCCUGUUCGUACUCGCUUGCAUUGCAUCACCUAACGAACAAAAUAAUUGCAACUAAAGAGCCAGAAAUGAUUAGAGGAGGAGGACUUUUGAAAUACUGCCGCCUGUUGGUGAAUGGCUAUCAGUCACCAGAAGGCAUGGACGUCUGUUCGCUGGAACGUUAUAUGUGUUCCCGUUUCUUCAUCGAUUUUCAGGACUUAAAGAGCCAAAAGUGCAAGCUUGAAGCAUUUCUCGAAAAUCAUUUUAAGGGAGAUGAGACAAAUCAGAAGGUCCUUUUUCUUAGAACCGUAUACCGCGUCGUAAGCGGGUCAACUAUUUGUUUAAUGUCCUUUGAGCGUUUUCAAACCCUGAACAUAAUCAUUCAACUGAUUCAACAGUUGAAUCAGAAAUCACAACCACAGACAUUAUCAUUUAACAUCGAUUUGUUCGCCAAGCAACAGAAUUUAUCCGUGGACCACAUCUUUUUUGGUACUCAACUAUUUCCCAUCAUAACCCACUCUUAUUGCACAUGCGACAAUUCUCAGCCAAAACCAAAUUCCAUUCUGGUGAUCGGUUCAUCUUGUCCACAGUGCGUCUUUGGCUGAUUCCCCAUGGUCAUCGCUCAUGAUGAUGUUUACAUAUGUUUCGAAAGUGAUCCAGUCUCUUCCGGAAACAACUUCAGUGUCAUUAUCGCUUGAAUGCAUCCGCGUUGGUUCCACUCAGCAGAGCUACCUCUAUCUCGGACCUAACAAACUUGUACAAAAUUGUCCUUCCUUUAAAUAAAAUGUACCAUGCUCUGGGGUUGGUUCAUGCGAUUCACACAUCCUACUAGUCCGUCCACAUUUUCGAAAUCGAAUUCUGGUCAUCGAAAGCAAUAGCAAUGUACUUCCAUCGAAAACCGGUGCAUACGAUCAUGUUGGCGGAUACAAGUUUGACGGAGUGGAAACAACUCUUUAUUUGACAUAGUUCUCACUGUCUUUCAAGCCAGUGUACACCGACUGUUGUAUUUUUGACAUUAUCCUCUAUUACUGCGGUUUUUCACACUGGCACAAUCUCCCUACCAUGGAUGCAGCGAACAAAGGACAUGUGGUAAUACCGAAAUACAUCUCCUUUGAGAUAGCUAUGCAGUUCCUGUAAACUGUCUUCUAUAAGUUAUUUCCACUCUAUUUGAACAACUGUCAACAGGUGACACGGGAAAUAUUUACCGAUCGAACAAAGCGGCUGGGUUUGAAGCCCCACUCAGAAACUAAUGCGCUUGUUACAAUCUAAAACGGAACAGAGUUAUUGCUGUUCAGUAUUUUCACCUUACAUUUCUCCUUUAUCUAAAUGUGCAUCACGAGUUACUUGUUAGCUAAAGUAUGUCUAAUUUCUAGUAUCACCUGGUAAAGAGAAUCAUUUGACUUUGCCAUUGGUGUACUAAAUGUCUGAAAAUUUCCUCUACUUCUCUGUUUGUCACCGUUGGAGACCUGUUUCAUUACAUCAUACAAAAUAUCGCUACGACAUUACUUUCCUAUUCCAACCGCACUUGUUUCUAUUGGUCGAAACUUUGUCUUCGUCUGUGAUCUCUCGUCCCCGUGGUGAUUACUCUUUAUCGAAACUGAUCUUUUUUAUCGAUCGAUUAUUUUUGUUGUUUUCUGCACAGGUGUCGGAUGAUUACAAGAUCACUAUUGUCAAAUUUUAAAGACAAUCAAGAACUUUUCCAAAAAUACAUUUGAUCCACAAUGCAUCAGUUAUAA